This is a messenger RNA of Arabidopsis arenosa, 1190 nucleotides long. NCBI's taxonomy places the organism in Eukaryota, Viridiplantae, Streptophyta, Magnoliopsida, Brassicales, Brassicaceae. The record is from the annotation of a GenBank genome assembly.
CGAAGAUCAAGAUCGGAAAGUACCAUUAAUGAUCUCAACCACCGGUGAAGAAGAAUCUAACUCCUCUUCCUCCUCCACAACAGAUUCUGCAGCAGGAGAUGCUUUCAUCACUUUUGGAAUUCUCAAACGCGACGAUGACGUUGUUCCUCCUCCUCCUCCUCAUAAAGAAACAGGAGAUCUCUUUCCGGUGGUGGCUGAUGCUCGUCGGAAUAUUGAGUUCUCCGUGGAAGACAGUCACUGGUUGAAUCUUUCUUCUUUACAAAGAAAUACACAGAAAAUGGUGAAGAAGAGCAGAAGAGGACCAAGGUCUCGAAGCUCCCAAUAUCGUGGCGUCACUUUUUACCGUCGCACCGGUCGUUGGGAAUCUCAUAUUUGGGAUUGUGGAAAGCAAGUUUAUUUGGGCGGGUUUGAUACUGCUUACGCAGCAGCAAGGGCGUACGACCGAGCUGCUAUCAAAUUCCGUGGUCUCGAUGCAGACAUCAAUUUCGUCGUGGAUGAUUAUAGGCAUGACAUCGAUAAGAUGAAGAAUUUAAAUAAGGUGGAGUUCGUGCAAACACUUAGGCGAGAGAGUGCGAGUUUCGGAAGAGGAAGUUCCAAAUACAAAGGCUUGGCUCUUCAAAAAUGCACUCAAUUCAAAACUCAUGAUCAGAUUCAUCUCUUCCAAAACAGGGGAUGGGAUGCAACAGCAAUAAAAUACAAUGAGUUGGGAAAGGGAGAAGGAGCCAUGAAGUUUGGUGCCCAUAUCAAAGGAAAUGCUCACAGUGAUCUUGAACUAAGUCUUGGAAUUUCUUCAUCAUCGGAAAAUAUUAAGUUGACAACGGGAGAUUACUACAAGGGUAUCAAUCGGUCCACGAUGGGUUUAUACGGUAAGCAAUCAUCGAUAUAUUUACCUAUGGCGACAAUGAAACCUCUGAAGACAGUUGCAGCAUCAUCAGGAUUCCCAUUUAUCAGCAUGACCAGUUCCUCUUCCUCCAUGUCCAAUUGUUUUGAUCCAUAGGAUCGUUCUACACUCUUUUAACUAAUAUAUCUUUUUUUCUAUCUGAUUAUUGUAUACGACCAUAAAUUUGAUUCUUUCCUUAAUGAGUGAGAAAUAUUGGAAGUGUUUGUUCUAACUUCAAUUCGAAUUAUAUACCAAACUUGGUUAUCAUCACGAAGAAUUUGCACAUAAAAAAUAAAAUGAAAAGCUAUCU